Galleria mellonella (greater wax moth) is the source of this 775-nucleotide messenger RNA. RefSeq names its product bombyxin A-1 homolog. The transcript has 3 exons. Bases 111 to 482 code for a protein of 123 amino acids. Gene Ontology annotation, cellular component: extracellular region. Gene Ontology annotation, molecular function: hormone activity. The record is from RefSeq and is a predicted model, not a curated record. Lineage: Eukaryota; Metazoa; Arthropoda; Insecta; Lepidoptera; Pyralidae.
UCUUGACAUUAGGUAAUGAAUAUUAAUGAACUUAAACAGUAUAUAAUGUCAAUAUUCGACGGAGUACACCAUAGUACUGGCAAGCAAACGAAGGGGUGCACGUGAUAAAGAUGAGGUUCCAACCAUCUCUCACAGUUCUGAUAUUCUUCGCGACGAUCACAAUAUGUUGCGGACACAUUGGCGGUAAUCAGAUAUCGCUCCAAGAAGUCAACCCUCAAAUGUACUGUGGAAGGACGUUGGCUCGCACCCUCGCACUCCUGUGUUUUGAUGACGGCGGCAUAGAAAAGAAAUCUGAAGUUGGAACUAUGUACAGGGCUAUUUUAUCACCGUACUACAAGGAGCAAGAGUCCCUCGACUGGCCAUGGCUCGCUCCUCAUAAAGCCAGGAUGGGAUUGCCGUCCCGAGGGAAGAGGUACCAGGGCAUCGUGAGCGAAUGCUGUGACAAAGCGUGCAGCAUCAACGAACUUCUGACUUACUGCUAGGUUAUCGCGAAAAAUAAUUAAAAUAAUUAAAUAAAUUACAUAUUUUCUUCACUUAAUUUUACUAAUUAUUUUUAAUAUUAAUAUGCUAAAAUUAUUAAAAUACAAUUACAUUAUAAUUCGUUCGCUGUGCUCAUAGAGAAUAUUUAAUAUUUUUUAAUUAAAGUUUGUCCCUUCUAAUGUUUGUAUUAAAAUUUCGGCUUCAAAAUUGUAGUUUUUAAGUCUGUUUUUUUUUUAAAUGUUAAAAUGAAUAUUUUUCUGUUGUUCUAUGUUAUAAAGAAAUAUAUUGUUGUUGC